Molecule: messenger RNA, 5133 nt
Organism: Cynoglossus semilaevis (tongue sole)
Lineage: Eukaryota; Metazoa; Chordata; Actinopteri; Pleuronectiformes; Cynoglossidae
Gene: has2
Product: hyaluronan synthase 2
Exons: 4
Coding region: 626-2284 (552 amino acids)
Biological process (GO): polysaccharide biosynthetic process; extracellular matrix assembly; hyaluronan biosynthetic process
Cellular component (GO): plasma membrane
Molecular function (GO): hyaluronan synthase activity
Source: RefSeq, a predicted model, not a curated record
AAGGGGUUUGGGAGACGCAGCAGCCGUAAAGGAGACUCCACACACACUGUCGUCUGGAAGGAAUUAGACAGCUGAGGCAGCCGCAGAGAGACAGACUUCUGGCCACUUCUCUGCGCCCUGUCUCACCUGGUUGCUUAGAGGGGAACUUUAGAAACAAUUACACAUCUCAAAAUGUCAAUAAUUUAAUCAAUCCUUUUUUUCCCCUCUCCUCACAUUUUUAGCCUGAAUGAUGCAGCCAGAGGUGAUGCCUUUUCGUCUUAUGGUAAAGAUGACUGAAAGUGCCAGAAGUUGAUGGAGAAGAAUAUUUAUCAUUUCCACAGAGUCUACAUUUUAUUUAUACUUUUUUACGUGAACGAUGCCAAAGUUGACUGACGUGACGCGUGCGUCCUCACACCUGAGAUGCUGAACUCCAGAGAAGACCAAGAACAAACUUAGAGGACGACUUUUUUUUUCUUUUGAAUGAAUGAGGAUCGUCUUGAGUGGAUUCAUGAGACUCACCACUGCUCCACAAGUGUCCCUUAAAACUGUGUCAAGACUUUCUCUCCGGGUGGAGCGGCACCAGAGCCGUCGUAGCUGACCGCAUCUUCACUCCAGGGACUGACCACAGGACAACAGCUGCUUCAAGAUGAAGUGUCAGAGAAUCCUCACCUACCUGAGGAUAUUCGGAACCACCAUGUUUGGCAUUUCCCUUCUGGUAGGCAUCUCCACGGCCUACAUCAUGGGCUACCAGUUCUUCACCACGGCCAACAAUCACCUGUCCUUUGGCCUGUAUGGAGCCAUCCUCGUUGUCCACCUCAUCAUCCAGAGCCUCUUUGCGCUGCUGGAACACAGAAACAUGAGAAGAUCCUUAGAGACUCCCAUCAAACUCAAUAAAUCCUUGGCCUUGUGCAUUGCGGCGUAUCAGGAGGACCCAAACUACCUGAGGAAGUGCCUGGUGUCGGUGAAGAGGCUGACGUACCCGGGCAUCAAAGUGAUCAUGGUGAUUGAUGGGAACUCAAACGAUGACCUUUACAUGAUGGAGAUUUUUAAAGAGGUGAUGGGAUGGGACAAGGCUGCCACCUACAUUUGGAAGAGUAACUACCACAGCAGGGGGCCCGAGGAGACGGACGAGACCUAUGCCGAGAGCCUUCAGCAGGUCUCCAGGCUGGUGCUGAACAACAAGUGUAUCUGCAUCAUGCAGAAGUGGGGAGGAAAGAGAGAAGUAAUGUAUACAGCCUUCAAAGCAUUGGGACGGAGCGUGGACUAUGUUCAGGUGUGUGACUCUGACACCAUGCUGGACCCAGCAUCAUCAGUUGAGAUGGUGAAGGUAUUAGAGGAGGACCCAAUGGUUGGAGGUGUUGGAGGAGAUGUCCAGAUCCUGAACAAAUACGAGUCGUGGAUCUCCUUCUUGAGCAGCGUGCGAUACUGGAUGGCCUUCAACAUUGAACGGGCCUGCCAGUCCUACUUUGGCUGUGUACAGUGCAUCAGUGGGCCUUUGGGAAUGUACCGCAACUCACUCCUGCAUGAGUUCGUUGAAGAUUGGUACAACCAGACAUUCAUGGGAUCCCACUGCAGUUUCGGGGAUGACCGCCAUCUCACAAACAGAGUCCUGAGCCUGGGGUAUGCCACCAAAUAUACAGCCAGAUCAAAGUGUCUCACAGAAACACCAAUCACGUACUUACGGUGGCUGAACCAACAGACUCGAUGGAGUAAGUCAUACUUCAGAGAAUGGCUUUAUAACUCAAUGUGGUUCCACAAGCACCAUUUGUGGAUGACUUAUGAGGCUGUGAUCACGGGCUUCUUCCCCUUCUUUCUCAUCGCCACUGCCAUCCAGCUCUUCUACCAAGGAAGGCUCUGGAAUAUUCUCUUAUUUCUGCUCAUAGUGCAGGCAGUUGCACUGAUCAAGUCGUCAUUCGCCAGCUGCCUGAGAGGUAACAUUGUCAUGGUGUUCAUGUCGUUCUAUUCAGUACUGUACAUGUCGAGCCUGUUGCCUGCCAAAAUGUUUGCAAUAGCCACAAUCAACAAGUCUGGAUGGGGGACCUCUGGGAGGAAAACAAUCGUGGUGAACUUCAUUGGCCUAAUUCCAAUUUCCAUUUGGUUUUCCAUCCUCUUCUUCGGGAUUAUCUACACAGUAAUCCUGCAGGCUAAAAAACCCUUUCCCGAUUCAGAAAAGAUCAUUCUGGUUGUAGGGGCAGUUGUCUAUGCCAGUUACUGGGUCGUACUGUUGACGUUGUAUGCAGUGCUCAUCAAUAAGUGUGGCAAGAGGAAAAAGGAAACCCACUACGAUAUGGUGCUGGACGUAUGACUUACGGUCAUUGUUUACCACUGAACUCUCCAUUUCUGGGUUAUUUUCACAGACACUGUGUUUAUGCGACGCAAAUGUUUUUCAGAUGCAGAGCAGCUCUGGAGGCAAAAUUGUUUGAGUUUAACCAAAAUGGGGGAAAAGAAACAUGAUUUAUUCAAACUUGAAAAUAGCAGAAAUAUUGACAGCAAUGGCUGCCGUCAUUGUCCAUUUACUAUUCAUGUUGGAAAAUCCGAACACUUUGUACUGGGUAACCAGUGUCGUCCUUCACAUACAUCCACAGUCUGACGAUUUCAUUCUAUUUUUGUUACAUUUACACCAACUCUGUAAGGGUUUCCUCUCUGGUCGACACCUCAUCUCACCAAAUUUGGCACAUAUCAGCUGUAGAGUUUAUCAAAGAGUCUUCCGGCUGACAGUAAAACUAACAAACCUUUAAAACCGAAGGUGUAAAAACACACCUUUCCUGAUAUGUUCAUCUGAAUAUCACCUAGCAUAUGGAUAAAACCUACAUAACUGUACCAAGAACACACACAUAGCAGUUGGCAGCAAGAGCCCGCAAGGCUCUGAAUAUUAGCUACCUCUUAACCAUUGUCAUUUUCACUGGGAUUCAGUUGAACAUUACCAACUAAGCCAAGGAAACGGUGGACUUUUGGCUCGCCUAUUGUGGUUGAACUUGAUGGAUAAGAGUAUUUUACCUCCAGAGCAUUGUUGUGUCUUCAAAAAAUAUUUGUCCAGCCUAACUAAUAGCCAGUUUUGCCAAUGAAAAACUGCAAAAUCACUUCGGCAUCAGGAACUGUAGAGGUAAACAGUAUUACAAACCGAUGUAAUGUACUUUGGAUUGUGUUUGUGAAACUAAAAGGCCAUUACUGCAACAAGAAAUAAACAAAACAUCAAAGGUACAACAGCACCUGUUAUUACCUUUUCUGAGAGAUGUUCUGUAAGAAUCCAAAUCUGCAGGAAAGGUUUAUAGAUGGAGAGCUGCUCUCUUUUGUUGCACUCAUGUCAUACGGAUAACACACAAACUUUGUCCUUGCAUUUUGUAAAUGUAUUUAUAAUCCAUCCAUUGCAGCAGGGCACCGUUUAACUUUAAAUGACUGUAACUGCCAGAUGUCUGUGUUUGUGGGUGACAUGAGAAAAUAGUCAAACUGCAUCACCCUUGUUUCCGUAUGUAUUUUGAAUGUGAAACGGUGUGGUAGUUCCUCAGAAAUUAUCCAGUCGUGGUAAUAAAUGGCUAUAUCAUAUGUUGUAAUGCUUGAAUGUGGGGAAACGUCCAGGUCAUUCCUUGGAUUUUUGUUUUUGUUUAUAUCCCCAUAUGACAUGAAUGCAGAUUGUUUUUGUUUUGUUUUAUUUUUCAGCGUUUACAAAGUGAAGAAUCUCAAACUGAUCACCGGUUGUUAGAUAUAAUCUCCACCAGAUCAGGUGACCAGGCAAACAUGUGACCAGAGGGGAGACAUACGAUUGCUGCUGUGACUUUUUUUUUUUCAGAAUCCAUGAGUUUUUUUACACUCCUGUUUUUAAAAUAUGAAUGAUAGGUGUAUUUCGCAAUUAUUUUUAGUAUAUUUUUUUCCGAGCUGAUUUGACAACACCAAGCAGACAGUUUUUUCAUAUGUCCUUGCUCUUUUCCUUCGUUCACAUACUGUAUAAACUGCUUCCUGGCACUGUGUCCAAUGACCUGCAGGAGAAGCAGUAAAUGUGAGAAGAGAAAAACUAAAUGUACCUGAUUUCAGUACUACCCAAUAAUAGGAAUGUGAAUGGGGCACUUUAUGGGAGGUGUAACCAUCAGUCUGGAAUCGAACAUGUUCAGCGUUUCCUAUAGAGCAAAGAUCAACAUGAGUUUAAUUCUUAUGCACUUUUAUGUCUCUCCUGUCAUCCGGUGUGACACUUGACGUAAUCAAGAUGAAAUACCUCAGUGGUUGUCUUUGCAUUGCAUCAAGGCAUCAGGAUGCUGUCUAAAGACUGAUGCAUUCUGAACACGUCAAGUAAUUUAUGAUCUGUUUGUAAUGUUAAAUAUAAAAGUGUCCUUUUUUGUAUGCAUUUCUAAUUAAGUCAAAGCUGGAUCUCUCUGCCAUAUUGGCCCUUUGCUGUAGCCAUUUACUUAUUGUUACCUUGUAUUUCAUUGCAUUUUUAUAUAAACAGACAUGGUAUUCUAUUUUUGCUUAUAACAGCCAAAGAUUCUUUAUUUUCAGUUAUGUUUUUUUGUAAGAAAAAAAAGAAAAGUGUAUUUGUUGUUUCUUCCGAUUGUUCUGACAAUGACUUGUAUAUCUUACCAAACAAUGUGAAAUUAUGAGCUGGGGGGUUUGUCUGCAAUACAACAGUAAAAAUGCAUUUUGUAGGGAUAAGUUAUUAAUAUGGAGAGAUGAGAUGAACCUGUGUUUUUGUACCAGCGUAUUUAUGUAAGGACAUUCUGUGGUUUACAGGAUUCUACAAGGAUUCAGUCAUUGUAAAUAAAAUCCCUUCUACGUGUCUACACUGCAAAAAUGGGAAAAUACAUUAUUUUAGAUAAAUAUCUUAUACACCUAGAUCUUUUGGGAUGGAAAGAAUUUGCAGUGUGGCAACUCUAUGGCCAUGGUGCCUCCUGUGUUGAUCUUUAGAUACAAUUAAAAAUACAAUAAAGCCAAAGCAGACUGAAAACCGUGAAAAACAUUUGUACAUAAAUUGCAAAGUUUCUAUUUGUUAAAGUCAUGAAGUGCCUUACGAUGCAGUAACAACCAAAGAACCGGCAACAUUUCCUACAGUAUUCCAGGUUGUAACGAAGGAGACCAACAGUCAAACCAAACUAGUGAAGCCUGACUAGCAAUGUGCAGUGUCAUUCUCAUGAAGCACUUUUGUGUUGUGUUGCCAAAUAAAAACAA